Messenger RNA from Python bivittatus (Burmese python), 3597 nucleotides. The record is from RefSeq and is a predicted model, not a curated record. Lineage: Eukaryota; Metazoa; Chordata; Lepidosauria; Squamata; Pythonidae.
GCAGUCGCGGGGUCCCCGCUGGGCAAGUCCGCUUCGCGGGCGAGGAGCCUCCGCCGGAGCCAGGAGUGGCGCACCGCAGGCCGGAGGGGCAGCUAAGGUACCUACCGCGCCGGCCCUCUUGAGCAGCCCCGUCCGAUCAACUAACUCUCUGCUGGACGCGAAGAUGCUCCGCUGCUUUGCUUCUUGCCCGCGAGCUCCCUCCCCUCUCCAAGCUUAACGCCGCUUCUUCCGAGGCUCCCUCCAAACUCCGCGCCUCAGCUGCCUUCUCCUCCUUUAUUCCCCUCCCUCUCCAGUCUAAGAAAUGACCCCACGGACGGAGGGUCCCAAGGCAGCUCUUAAAAGGGUCAUUGAUACAUUGGGACUGUUGGGUAGGAAAGAAGGGAAGACAAAAGAGAGACAAACAUGUGGAUUCAGCCUCUGUCUCCUCUCUCCAGGCAGCAGAGAUAGGAAAGUAAUUCUGAUCCAGCUGCCUGCAUGGGGGAAAAUGAAGAAAGAAGCUGCUUCAGAUAACUGAAGACUAGCUGCUGCUGACAGACCUGUCCUCGUGAAUUUACCACAUCCUUUUAAAAGGCUAUCUCGGGUCAUCUGUGGUGGUGAAUUGUCCAAGUCAGCCUUCCCCAAUCUGAUGCCAAAUGCAAACUCCUCUCACCCUAGCCAACAAGCAAUGUGGGUUUCCUAUGUGCUGUGAGAAGGGUUCUGGGCUGUUUUGAACGUGCCCAUUGAAUUUAGAUCAAGUGGAAAGAAUGGCCCAGGUUCUGCACAUGGAGACUGCUUUCCCAGGAAAGGGCAAUCCAGCCUCUGCUACAAUCUUUCAUGGGAAGGAGCAAGACUUAACUUACUCAGUGGAGACUCCUUAUGGCUACCGCCUUGACCUGGACUUUCUCAAGUAUGUGGAUGACAUUGAGAAAGGCCACACUAUUAAGCGCAUUCCAGUCCAUCGCCGACCACGCUACAGCUCAUUGCCACGGGGCUAUGGCUACACUGGUUCAUGGUGGACAUCCACUGAGUCCCUCUGUUCCAAUGCCAGUAUGGACAGUCGCCACUCCUCCUAUUCUUAUUGUGGCCGUAGCUUCUACCCACAGUACACUAAUGCAAUUCCAAGCAGUUUCAAUGCCCGUGUGGAGAAAACUUUGCUCGAUGCUAGAAAGAAGUUAGAAGACCAGGCAGACUUAGAUGGGGAAACACCCACAGCAAGUGGUCUAGGAAGUCUCCACAACAGUGUAUCUGGUUCAACAAGUUCUUUGGUUGGAAGCCAGGGUGUUUCCCGUCAGACUUCUUACAAUGGCUCACAGCAAGGUGCUCCUGGACAAUUUACACCAAUUGGUUCUGGAUUGUCCACUCCAGUCUCGCCAACCCCAGGACAUCUUCAACAUGUCCGUGAGCAGAUGGCUGUGGCCUUGAAGAAGUUGCGCCAAUUGGAAGAGCAGGUCAAGAUGAUCCCAGUGCUUCAGGUGAAGAUCUCAGUGCUACAGGAAGAGAAAAGGCAGCUUAGUGUUCAGCUUAAAAGCCAGAAGUUCUUAGGGCAUCCAGGAGGAUUUGGCAAGGGCAAAUCAAGAGGGGAGCUCUACAUAGAUAUCCCUGAGGAGGGGGCAGGUGGAAAUACAGAGGACAGCAGUACAAGGUCUGGCAUGAAGGGUAAAUUGGAUAAGAAGGAAGUGAGGUCAGUGGGUGUGGGAAGGACAGCUGAAGAUGGAGAGCUGAAUGUGGAAGUGGGAACAUGUGACAUAGGGGUAGCAGUCAGGGAGGAGGAGUUGGGUUUGCCUUCCCCAGAGGAGGAGCAGCAAUGCCAAGCUAUUCAGGCCUUAUCCACCAAAAUUGCUGUACUAGAAACACAACUGAAGAGAGCACUUCAGGAUCUCCAGGCUGCCCAUCAGAAACUGGAUCAUCAGGGCAGGGAGAAGGAAGACAAAGAAACUUCAACAAGGGAUGAGGGCCUGAUGGAAUGGGCAGUAAGAGUAGAAGGUCCAGAGCAGUGGGAUGCCCCCAUUCGGGUUGAUGCAGUCAAAGUUGUCCAAGUGGAAAGGGAGCCAGAGAUUGCAGCCAGUAUAGCUACAGGGCCGCAGAGGGCACAACUCCUGGAGAGCAAGGAGCCCUAUGCCAGCCUCAGACCUUCAGCAGGCAAAGAUUCAGCAUCUGAGAAAGUUCAGUUGCCACUUUGUGCCACAUAUCACAGCAGUGAGGUGAUGGAAACCACUUUCCCAAUUCAUGCUGGCUCAGCAACCACAGCUACCACCUUCCAUUCUGUGAAGAAGAUCAGCAUUGUCAACACAGAAGAGGAUGGGCAUGGAAAGAAAGAAGCAAGAGAGCCCAAAGAACCACUGGAGAAAAUUGAAUAUUCAGUUCUUGACUCCCUUCAGGCAGAACAGGUGGUUCCAUGCCUCUCUCAAGAACCUAAACUGGAUGCGCAGAAGGAGGGAGAGGAUCAAGCUUCAUCCAUUGCAGGGAUCCGGUCAAUUAUGAAGAAGAAGGAAGAACCUACGGAAAUUCUGACUAGCAAGAAAAGCCUCCAGUUUGUGGGUGUCAAUGGAGGGUAUGAGUCCACCUCUUCUGAGGACUCCAGCACAGCUGAGAACGUCUCAGACAAUGAAAGUACUGAGAGUGAAUACCAUGAGGCGAGUGAGGGCCUCCCUGCUGGGCAGGGAGUUGUAGCUGAAGCCUCGAAGCUUUCUGGAAUAACCACAGACACCCCACAUCCUGGAGACCCUGUCGAGAUGGGGAAAAUAACUACAGCAGAAGGUCCCAGCAAGGAACCAGCAGGCAAAACUGGAUUGGGUCUCAGCAAAGAGUUGCUUUCAGCCUGUGCAGUUCUUCAGAAAUACCUAGAAAAUGGCAACCCACAUAUGGAUGAAGAGACGAAAUUAGCUUAUACCUCAAUGCUCCACUAUUGGCUCAAGCUUUCCUGCCACAAAGAAGCCGACCCAGAGCUGAUCUCGCUACACUUGACGGCUUUCCAGGCGGUUUCCCCGCAGUUGCUAGAAUUCAUCAUCAAUGUGGCGGAUGCCAACGGCAACACGGCCCUGCAUUACACUGUCUCGCAUUCCAACUUCCCUGUGGUCGCAAAGCUGCUUCAAACAGGUUUGUGUCAUGUGGACCAACAGAACAAAGCUGGCUAUACAGCCAUCAUGCUCACAGCACUGGCUGCCUCACAGACCGAAAGUGACAUGGAGACUAUUGUGCAGCUACUGAACAGGGGCAAUGUGAAUGCCAAAGCCAGCCAGGCUGGGCAAACAGCAUUGAUGUUAGCUGUCAGCCACGGGCGUCUAGAGAUGGUGCGUGCCUUGCUAGCAAGUGCUGCAGAUGUCAACUUGCAAGAUAAUGAUGGUUCCACUGCACUGAUGUGUGCCUGUGAACACGGCCAUGCUGAGAUUGUCCGCCUGCUGUUGGCUACCCCUGGAUGUGAUGUUGCCCUGUCAGACAAUGUAAGUCCUGUUUAUGUUUCUGCUGCUGCUGCUGCUACUUCUGCUGCUGAAUUUUUAGGUGGAAAUUUGAGGACAAGGAAUCCUUGUCUUCUACCUCAGUGGCCAUAGCAAAAACCCUGCACGAUAGAUUUAGUUCAGUUCCUCAGGAAAAUAAGCAGACUUACUCAGGGCCAAAGUU